GCACCAGUGCUACUUUUGCUGCCUCACUCACACGAAAGUGGCAAAUUAUACGUUAUUUCAGUGUCACUGACUGGAUAUUUUGUCGUGGUCUCGUUAAAAGAACUUUGAAUGGUUGUUCUAUGAACCAAAAUGGAUCAGACUGAUACAGACUGGGGUGGAUGGAGUGUACCUGGACAAGCAGAUGGCGAGACAUUUCAUAAACAGGAGGACUCUAACCACAGCCUGGCAGAUGCUCACUCAGACUCUGUUUAUGACAGCAGCAAUAUGGGGGGAGAGGAUGACUAUAUGAGUAAUCUGGGGCUGUAUGAUGGUUAUGAUAGCUACAAUGAAAUGUCAGGAAGCUCUUCAGAUGAUGAAAAUGAGAAACCUGGUUACGGCAAUUAUAAUUUCCAGUCCUCAGGACAGCCUACACCAUUUAGGUUCAUCAAUGGCAAGGAUGGAAUGGCUACUUGUGAGAGGUGUGGAGCUGUUGGGAUCAAACAUGCAUUCUACUCAAAGUCCAAGCGCUUCUGUAGUCUCUCUUGUUCAAGGAGCUUUGCUACAGCUCAAAGAGAAGGCAAACCCAAUUCUAAGGAACCAACUGCACCUCAGAAAAAAAUUGCAGGCAAGAAGCUGAAUUCUCCAGGAAAACAAGCUACACAGCCAAUCAAACAAAUGUCCUGGCCAAAAACUGUUACCAGUCGUCCAGGUGGAGUGCGGGGCUUUGACUGGGGUCCAUACCUGUCUUCCACAUCAUCAGAGGCAGCCUCUGUCAGCUGUUUCAAACAUUGCCCAAUGUCUGACAAUUGGCUCAACAUCACUGUUGGGAUGAAAGUAGAGAUUCAGAACCAUGAAUGUGACCUUCCUGAUCACGCCUACUGGAUAGCAACUGUUGUCAAGAUAGCAGGGUACAAGUCUCUAAUGAGGUUUGAGGGAUUUGGCAAUGAUACAAGUUAUGACUUCUGGAUGAACCUGUGCACUCAAGAUGUUCACCCUGUUGGCUGGUGUGCGACCAUAGGCAAGCCGCUCGUACCACCCAAAUCAAUACAGCACAAAUAUCUUGACUGGAAGGAAUAUCUUGUGAAGAGACUAACUGGCUCACGAACCUUACCCAGUAAUUUCUACAAUAAGGUAGUGGAAAGCAUCAGCAAUCAUCGCUUCAGAAAGGGAGUGCAUGUUGAGGUGGUGGAUAAGAUGUGUGUGUCGGCCAUGAGGGUUGCCACAGUAGAUGAAGUAAUUGGAGGCCGUCUACGGUUACAAUAUGUGGAUUCUAAGGAAGAAAAUGAUGACUUUUGGUGUCACAUGAGAUCCCCUUUGGUGCACCCAAUCACAUGGUCCCAAAGAUCUGGUCACAAACUCCAUGCCAGUCAGGAAUACAAAAACCAGUGUCUGAACAAGAUAAUAACAGAGAACUACCAGCAAAAUGACGCAGUUCCAGAAAUGUUCCACAAGGUGAAGGAGCCUCAGGGAGAUCUUCGGUUCCAGGUUGGAAUGAAAUUAGAAGCAAUUGACCCACUUAACCUAUCUGCCAUCUGUGUCGCUACUGUCAUGAAGGUAUUGAAGAAUAAUUACUUGAUGAUUGGUAUAGAUGGCUCCAUGGCCCAGAAUGGCUCAGACUGGUUUUGUUAUCAUACAUCUUCACCGUGUAUAUUUCCUGUGGGCUUUUGUGAGGUGAAUGGUUUAGACCUCACUCCUCCAAGAGGAUAUAAAGGCCAGUUUAAGUGGUUUGAGUAUUUAAAACAAUCCAAGUCAACUGCUGCUCCUGUCAAACUAUUUGAUAAGGAAAUACCAAAACAUGGCUUCAAACCUGGUCAUAAAGUAGAAGCAGUUGAUCUGAUGGAGCCCAGGCUUAUCUGUGUGGCUACUGUCAGUAAGGUGGUGGGUCGACUCUUACGGAUCCAUUUUGAUGGUUGGGAGAAUGAAUAUGAUCAGUGGGUGGACAGCGAGUCUCCAGACCUUUACCCUGCUGGAUGGUGUGAGGUCAUGAGCUAUGGCCUAGAGGGGCCAAGGGUUAAAGUUGAACCUCCAGCACCAAUCCCUCAAGUAACCAAGUCAAGCAAAUCUACAGACAGUCACUCUAAAAAACGCAAAGGCAAGACUCAGAUCUACAAGGGACCACGCAAAAGUAAGUCUACAAAGCGGAAGCCAAAGUUGAUCCCAGGCAGCACCAUGCUGGAUAUCCACCGAGAUCUACAGAACAACGACCGUGCCCAGGGAUUCUUGUCCUUCGGCAGCCGCACUAGAUCUGCACACUCCGACCCUAGUACACUGCCACCAUUGGAUGAGGGGCGUACAGGCCCAGUGAAAGCAAAACAGGAGAUUGAUGAUAGUGGAACGGUGGACGGUCCCCCAACAUUAAGCCCCCAUGCGCCUGGAGGAGGAGUUUCCAUAGAGACAGUGAAGACAGAGCCUAUGGACACUUCUCCUGCUCCAACCACCGGUAUAGCUUUCACCAAGACUGCGCUGUCCAAUCUCCUCUUGUCUAAGUCACCUCUCCGUGGAUCAUCCUCUGACCUAGCCAAGGUCAUCAAUUCUGACCCUCUCACUCAUGUCACUAUUUCUGACCCUGGCAAGACAGGGUCAUCAGAGACAACAUCCGAUAGACAAAAACAAGUGUCGCCGUCUGCCUGGACUGUUUCCGAUGUGAACCACUUCCUUAGAGAUCAGGACUGUGCUGCUCAGUGUGAUAGCUUCACAAAACUGAACAUUGACGGAAAGAGAUUUUUGGAGUUGACUCGAGAGCAGAUAGUUAGCUUAACUGGAAUGAAAGUUGGUGCUUCUCUCAAAAUAUAUGACUUAAUUCAAAACUUAAAAAAUUCAUCAAGAAUCACCUCAUCAUAGCAGGCUUAAUUUGUGUUCAGCCUGUUGAGAUUUUUUCCCCUUUUUUUGAUAAAAUUUUUUUGAACUUUAUAAAGAUAGACACAUAUAACAAACACAUAUGGAGUUACUUUCAAGGAUUUACAGUUAUGGAUACUUCCUCACAGGUCUACAUAUCUGCCAUGAUUGCCUUUUAUUCUCAUUUUCUUUAUUUGUCACAUAGAUCAGUGUGUAAUUUCUUUUCUAGUUGGAAUAUAAGUCUACUGUUAACCAGGAAGACUCCUGUAAUUUUACCAAAAUUAUGACAGAAAUUAAGGGUUUUCAGUGUAAUGUAUUGAUGCUAAUUCCAAGUUUUGAAUUCUUAUGAAAGUUUUGUAGGCAUUGUAUCUAUUCUUAGAAAUUUCCUAGUGCUUGACAUUCUUCAAAAGAUGGGGCAUUAAAAAGAGCUCAAAAUAUUGAAAUUCUGUAGGUCAGCUCUAGAUCUCGUAUGUAACUAUUGAAACUUUGGGGAUUAGUUAAUUUGGUUCUUCUAGGAUUUUAAUUUAGAGGGGAAUGGGACCUUUCUUUAGUAGGAGAGUUUAUCAGAAUAAUACGGUACAAUUGUGCAAUGUUGAUGUCCAUUACAUUUUAUUGUGGGCAUUACUAUAAUGAAUGUUAACAACCCUCCUGUUUGAUAUGUAAAUACUUUGUGAUACAUUGUUCUUUAAAUUACUGGCUUAUAUUGAGUUCAAUUUAGAAACAUAAUUAAAAGCCAUUUUUUCAUAAUUUUAGUUUGAGAAAAUUAAAUUGAUCAUUACUGUGCUAAUUAUUUCAUGUAUUUUGAUGUUAGGGUUAGUGGCCAGUUUGGUGGUAUAACAAAUACAGACAAGAUGAUCUACUGCAAAUUGGGAAUACUUUUUUAUAUGAAAAUUGCAAUAUAUAUAUUCAUGCCUAAAUUGUUGUACAGUGUAUUUGCCUGAAGGCCAGUGCUAACAGUUGAUCUAUUAACCGUAGUGUACAUGCAUUAAGACUGUAACAAUGUUAAAGGGUAAUACUGGCGAUAUUAAGCAGGCAGCACCCCUGUCAGGGGCUGUCACCAGUAUACAUAUGUAAGUCAAGAACUGUGGUUCUGUUUAAUGAAUUUAAAUACUACAGUCAGUUAUCACAGAUCUUGUCCUAGUUCCUCGUUAGAUGCAAUUUAUAUUGAAUGAAACUAUUAAUGAAA
Molecule: messenger RNA, 4000 nt
Organism: Ylistrum balloti
Lineage: Eukaryota; Metazoa; Mollusca; Bivalvia; Pectinida; Pectinidae
Product: MBT domain-containing protein 1-like
Exons: 22
Coding region: 130-2820 (896 amino acids)
Biological process (GO): regulation of DNA-templated transcription
Cellular component (GO): nucleus
Molecular function (GO): zinc ion binding
Source: RefSeq, a predicted model, not a curated record